Molecule: messenger RNA, 1565 nt
Organism: Chara braunii
Lineage: Eukaryota; Viridiplantae; Streptophyta; Charophyceae; Charales; Characeae
Source: the annotation of a GenBank genome assembly
GGGGUGGGGGCAGAGGGGGGUGUGUGGCGGAGGUGAGAUGGACAGAAGACCCAGCCAGGGGAUCCGAAGAGGAGGUGGGGGACGAGGUGAAGAGGGAUUAGCCAGGGGAUCCGAAGAGGAGGUGGGGGAAGAGGUGAAGAGGGAUUACUGUCUCAGCAUCAAGGACAGCACAAAGAUCGACCCAAGGUUCCCCCUGAGACCGGCUUCAGGUGGUGUACUCGCUCUUCGUAUUCCUUGUGAUCACGCACAAGACUGGCUGCAAUCUAUUUUCGUUCAGACAGGAAGGCAUGGAGGAGAAGGACACAGAGAAGGAGGAGGAGGAGGACUGGCAAAAACCCGUUAUGGCGCUGAAGUGACAGCAGCACACGCGAAUUCCAUUGUGUUGUUGGAGUUGGAUGUAAAGGAUGUAGAAGGAUCCAGAAGUUUUCGAGUGGACCGUGGAAUAGAUGUGAAAGUGCCGACGGAGAAGAGAUUUCCGAGGUUUUCAAAGGAUCUAGAAAUGUCCCAACUGCUGCUGGACUUGCCGGGUGAUCUUAGCGAUUUGCCUUUGCAUGUAAUUGCAGGCAAUGGGCACAGCGACGACAAUCGGAUGUUGCAAAAUUCUGCUGAUUACAGACAAGGAGUGGGUUACUUACGGAGGAUUUCAAAGUGGAUCGUCAUGAGGUAUUUGAAGCACUACUGCAGAAGACCUCGCCAAUCUAGCAUAGAGAAAAGCACUGAAGUCGGAGUUGGAAUGAAGGAUGGAACUGUCCGUUUGCGACGGCCAAGCCUCUCCUAUCUUGUACGCAAUAUACUGGACUCCUUAGACCUCCGGCAGAGAAUCCCCAGGAAGCAGACGAAAACGGCAUCGCGGCAGGUGUUGUCGGAUGUGAUAAAUCUUGCAGUUCAGAAGAACCGCGAAAAAUUUGUAAGCGCUGGCGUUAAUGAAAAGGGAAACAAUCUGAGAAGAGGAAGAAGACAAAUAACACCAGGAAUGGGGUCGCCGGCAGCUCGUUCUGCAGAGGGUGGAUUGAGUAAAACAUCUAAGCACUCCAGGGCUUUGUUGCAAGCAGGAGGGGCUGUGAACUAUGCGUCCGCGGUCCCAACUUCCAGUAAUACAUCGGCGAAUGCCAGUGAUGCUGGGGUAAAACCACCGCCGCCGACGGUGAUAACCAACUCCAACUCCGGACUGCCGGCAGCAUUGACGACACCAGAAGUAGCGACACCGUUGUUUGAUCCCUCGAUCUGCCGAGAGCAAGUAUCUUAUGAAUGCAAGGAUGGGAAGGCAUCGACUGUGGGGUUUGUGUUGAAGACAGUGCCUGCAGCAGUGUGAGUUUUCUGUUCUUUUUCUUUUCUUUUCUUUUUCUUUUCUUUACUUUUUGGAUGUGUUUUUCCUGCAUUUUUUCAGUUUUCUGUUCUGAAUUAAUGGCCGUCAUUUUUUCAGUUUUCUGUUCUGAAUAAAUGACCGUCUCAAAUUCUUCUUUCUGUUCUCUUAACCUUUUUUGUUUCUUUUUCUUUUAUUUUCUUUUUCCUUUUUUUUCUUCAUUUUUUCAGUUUUCUCUUCUGAACAAAUGACCACGUCAAAU